This is a messenger RNA of Pseudopipra pipra, 2427 nucleotides long. RefSeq names its product phytanoyl-CoA 2-hydroxylase (gene PHYH). Gene Ontology annotation, molecular function: phytanoyl-CoA dioxygenase activity. Bases 1258 to 2013 code for a protein of 251 amino acids. The record is from RefSeq and is a predicted model, not a curated record. Gene Ontology annotation, biological process: fatty acid alpha-oxidation. The transcript is spliced from 8 exons. Lineage: Eukaryota; Metazoa; Chordata; Aves; Passeriformes; Pipridae.
GCCUGUGCUUUAGUGUCUCCAAAAGUGUUUAUUUGCUUCUGAGUGGCUCCAGGUUAUUACACUGCCUGCACAGCUGGAUAAUGUGCCUGUUAAUAUGUUGUUCCCAAAAGGAUUGUGUGAGGGGAAAAGGGGAAAGUUUAAAUGGGCCUUUAUGAAAAUGAGCUGCUGGAGCUGGCAGCUCCUUCCCAGCUGUGCCUCUUGGUUUCAGUUGUCCAAGCAACCCAAACUUGUCCUCUGAGCCUUGCAAGGUGUCAAGAGCAAAACCAGUGAGAGGAAGAGGCAGUGGAAAGCCUGGGAGGAAGGUGUCAAAGGGAGCCCAGCACUUGGUGGACUUGUCUGCUGCUCCCCCAGUUCUGGAAAGUGGAGGUGUUGAGGAGGCCACCACAGCUGGGGCUCAGCCAGUGUCUGUGUCUCCAUCAGCUGUCUGUGGACAUUUAGGAGCCCGAAUGCUCAGGAGUCCCAUUUUCACUGAAGUUGGCCCUGAAAUGUGGUGUGUGGAGCACUAGUGCCCUCAGUUGGGGAAUCCCUUGCUCUGGGACCUGCUGUGGUCUUUUCCACCUGGUUUCCCCCUGUCUUCUUCCUUCCCUCUCUCUUCCAUCCAGUUCUCAGCACCUUUUCCUCCCUCUGGCUCAUUUUUGCCACACAUUUUUGCAUGUGCGUUGUUUCUUCUCCUACUGUAAGUGACUCUUGACCAGAUAAUGUUUAAGCUUCCUGGUGUGGGGACCAUAAACACAACUGUUGCGAGGAAACCUAUUUAUUGUUCCUGAAGCAUUCAUGUUUUUAUGGCACAUUUGUAAGGCAGUGGUGAGCAGUAGAGGAAAGUCAGUGGUUUACAUAAAAAACUGAAGCAGAGAUGCAUGUGGAGACCAGGAAAUCUGCACAAAAAUGCUCUUUUUUGUCCUUACCCCUGGAUGACAAUUCAUUACCAUACACAAAGCUCUUGUGAGGCUUCUUUAGCCAGUAGCUUUUAAUUGCCCUGUUGAUGAGAAUGUCUUUCUGCCUAGGAGAACACAGCUGUGUUUAUUUCAACCUGUUGAAAUUAAUUGAGGUGGAGGACAAGCCCAUAACUCUCCUCUCUUCCUGCUAUUCCUGUCAAGCUUGAGAGGGACCAGAUCUCUUUAGUAACUGUAGAGAAGCUACACCCUGGACAAUGAUCUCCUCACCACACAGCAGAGGCAGUUCUAUGAAGACAACGGGUAUCUGCUCAUCAAGAAGCUCGUUUCUGAUGAAGACAUCGAGCGCUUCAGGAGGGAGUUCAUGAGGAUCUGUAAAAGAGAGGUGAAUCCACCAGGAGCUAUGAUUAUGAAAGAUGAGUCCCUGAGAUCCCAGUUUGGUCAGUCUGAAAAAGUGGUUAAUAAAGUGCAGGACUUCCAGGAAGAUGAAGAGCUGUUCAGAUACUGCACUCUGCCAGAGGUCCUCAAAUACGUUGAGUGCUUCACAGGGCCAAACAUCAUGGCAAUGCACACCAUGCUGAUAAAUAAACUUCCAGAUUCUGACAAACAGACUUUUCUCCACCCCAUGCAUCAGGACCUGCACUAUUUCCCGUUCCGGCCCGCGUCCCGCAUCGUGUGCGCCUGGACCGCCAUGGAACGGGCCGACCAGGACAACGGCUGCCUGGUUGUGCAGCCCGGGACACACAAGACCACCCUGAAGCCUCAUGGCUAUCCCAAGUUGGAGGGUAAAACCAACAAACUUUUCCAUGGGCUGCUUGAUGAGGAUGAGAAGACUCCCAAGGUUCACCUUGUCAUGGAGAAGGGAGACACAGUGUUCUUCCAUCCCCUGCUCAUUCAUGGCUCUGGGAUAAACAAGACAUCGGGUUUCCGAAAGAGCAUAAGCUGUCACUUUGCCAGCUCAGAGUGCUACUACAUUGAUGUCAAGAACACGACUCAGGAGCACCUGGAGAAGGAACUGCAAGAAGUGGUCCGCAAGAAAUACAACGCGACUUCCGUGGAGCUCAAGGAUAUCUGGAACUUCCGAGCACGGCUUGUGCAGGGGGAAAGAAUUAACCUGUAGAAGACCCUCCGAAGAGCAGAAUGGAAAACAAGUGCCUGGGAAAGAGCUUCUCUGGGUGGGGGAGACCGCAGACCCUGCCUGGGCAGCCAGAAUUCUGUGUGCUUUGUUGGCCUCUGUAGUGGUAACUCAGCCAGAUGCUGCAUUGCAAAAUCAUUCUAUGGUAAUUCAGAAUAAUUGCCCUGAGGUUGGACAGCAAAGAAAACCUAAUCUAGAAAACCAGAUUUGCUGUGGAUGUCUUAGAGAAUUGAAGAGUUAAGGUCUUGAAAGAACACCUUGAUUUUCCUGAUGUUUUCUUUCUUGUUUCUUAAAUGUUUCCCACAUGACACACCUUUGGAAAGAUGCUAUACUAACAUGAGAAAAAUUUCCAGUGUUCCCAACUUCCUUUUCUAUGCAAAAAAAAAAAAAAAAAAAGAA